Neopelma chrysocephalum (saffron-crested tyrant-manakin) is the source of this 1859-nucleotide messenger RNA. Its product is annotated as G-protein coupled receptor 35-like. The transcript has a single exon. Gene Ontology annotation, molecular function: chemokine receptor activity. The coding region runs from base 84 to 1022 and encodes 312 amino acids. Gene Ontology annotation, cellular component: membrane. Gene Ontology annotation, biological process: positive regulation of Rho protein signal transduction; chemokine-mediated signaling pathway; phospholipase C-activating G protein-coupled receptor signaling pathway. The record is from RefSeq and is a predicted model, not a curated record. Lineage: Eukaryota; Metazoa; Chordata; Aves; Passeriformes; Pipridae.
GGUCUGAUGGUGCUGAUGAGCCACUGAACCCGUCCAGAGCUCAGCCUCAUGCCUGCACUCUUCCCUUGCAGAGACGGCCCAGCAUGAACAACAGCACUGAAAAUAAUGCACUGCAGGAUAGCAUCACACUACUUAAGACGAUUAUCUACACCCCAGUGCUCGCUUUGGGGAUCCCACUGAACGCAAUUGCCUUCUGGGUCUUCUGCUGCAAACUCAAGGGGUGGACUGAGACCAAGGUGUACAUGAUCAACCUCAUCGUCGCGGAUAGUUUCCUGCUCUUUACCCUGCCUUUUGUGAUAUAUUUUAACAAGUAUGACCAUCCCAUAGACCAGCUGUGUGUUGCUAUAGACAACAUCUAUUUUACAAAUAUGCCUAUGAGCAUCUUUAUCAUCACCUUGAUUGCAAUUGAUCGAUACAUUGCAAUCAAGUUCCCUCUAAAAGCAAAGGUUUUUCGAUCCCCGCUGAAAUCAGCUUCUAUCUGUGGCUUUCUUUGGAUAAUGCUCAUAAUUUAUUCCAACAUCCAUCUAAAAUUUCAGAAUAGGUGGGAAAGAUUCUGCUUUCGGACUCGAUCUCUUGACCCUAGUUAUUUUUCUUUAUUCACUAUUAUCUUUGGAUUUUUUAUUCCCUUAGGUAUUGUGAUUUUUUGCUCAGUACAAAUCAUCAGAUGUCUCAAAAAGAACAUGGCCACAAGCCCCCAUGAGACAAAAUUAAUCCAGAAGGCUGUGCACAUUGUUUCUGUGAAUUUGUGUGUGUUCACUGUAUGUUUCUCCCCUUUCUACAUUACACUGCUCGUGCUGUUUGCAGUGGAGGUUACUGGAGCAUCUUCUCUGGUGUCAGCAGUUAACAACUCUAUUAAGUUCUCUGCAUGCUUAGCAAAUUCUAACUGCUGUUUGGAUGCAUUUUGCUAUUAUUUUGCAGCCAAGGAAUUUCCAGAAUUUUCUUCUAUAUUCCCCACCUGUAUGAGGUCCAAGACAAAUGAAAGGCAAGAGUCACAGCCACCCACAGGUGAAGUCAUGGCAUGAACAAGGUGUAGUGCACGAGAUGUUAAGUGCCACUCUGCUGCUGAAGUUUUGAGGCAGAGAGAAUGGAACCACCUACAGUAUGUGCAGUCAUUGUAGGUAUAGGCAUACCUGCAAAAUGGAGCAACCUCCACCAAAGGGUCUGAUAUUAACUUGAAUUUUGCCCUUCUGUCCUUGGUGACUUGACUCCAGCUCUGAUUAUAGUCUUGUAUCAUUGUAUGGCAGCUUCAGGCAUCUCCUGGUGAUUUUCGUUGGCUUCAUGGUCCCUCACUUUCAGUGUCUCCUGACUAAUAAACCUCUCAAAAUUUUCCUCCGUGGACUGCAAACCUAUGUCCUUCUCAUUUAAAUCUAGAGACCAUUAACUUUCUUAGUGACAAUUAACAAUUAUUUCCCCUACAGAAGACUGUCAUCUUUUUCUUCCUGCAAACCACAGUCUGAAACCUCUGUCCAGACAUUGUCCAAACAACACAGGAAAUUACUAUUCCCAUCACAGAAAUUAUCCCCCACCCAAAGUUAGAUCUACCUGCUUUGUGUCAAUACUUUGGCAGGUGGCUCAACGAGAUGGAAGCUGCAGUGAGCAACUGUGGCAUAAAAAUGAAUUAAACUACUCAGAUCAUUCAGCUGAUAAUUUAUGUCACAAUUUUCAUCUUUGGUGUAUUAUUUAAUGCUCUGGCAUUAUUGAUGUUUCCCUGCAAGCAGAGCAAAAGGGCCGUGUGUGUAUGUGACAAAUUUAACCAUUACACACUCUUUGGCCCUCAUUCUGCUUUUUAAAGUCACUAUUCAUUUAUUACCAUUAUACAAACGAGUAUUAUUAGUGCCAAAUUUAUACUGGAGAUUGUG